Molecule: messenger RNA, 1788 nt
Organism: Neurospora crassa OR74A
Lineage: Eukaryota; Fungi; Ascomycota; Sordariomycetes; Sordariales; Sordariaceae
Gene: div-4
Product: cell division protein kinase
Exons: 3
Coding region: 230-1402 (390 amino acids)
Biological process (GO): protein phosphorylation
Cellular component (GO): cytoplasm; nucleus
Molecular function (GO): ATP binding; cyclin-dependent protein serine/threonine kinase activity
Source: RefSeq, a predicted model, not a curated record
ACCUCCACCAAAAUCGAAAUGCCAAACACUUUCACCUGACGCCAAGUCCAACCCCAGAUUCGAGAAUCGAUGAUCCUUUGAUGUUUCGAUUGGUUCCUGUCUUCGAAAGCCAUCAUCUUUUUCUCCCUCAGUGUCGUAGAUCUCAGCUGUGCGUUGAAAGUUAACCGAAGAAAACUUGGACACACCGUGCACUCCUUCUUUUGGGCAGGGUGACUGGAAAUAUUUCAACAUGUCCCAUUCUCCUCCUGAGAGUCCCGGGAUGAGCUGGAAACAAAGCCUGACGGCCUCAGAACGAUACGACAAUAUCCAGAAACUACAGCAGUUUGUGGCCGCGGCAGGACUGAGUGAAAACGCCUUUGCCCUGGAGAAAAACGCCUAUGAAUCUGCACGCACCAGGGAGGAGUAUGAUGAGUUUUGCAACCAGUCCCUUUUUGGAUCUUCUGAGGCAGAUCAGGCCGCAACGGCUGUGUCUAACGAACAGGAUGAAGAUGGGAACGCCGAAGUGGAUCCUGGAGUUACCAUUGGUGACUAUCAAAACUGCUACUACAUUACGAGCGGCGUGACUGCCGAUGUCUACAGAGCCGGCGACAGGGCGCUCAAGGUCAUCGUCGAGACUAGAAACAUUGAGCCUCACAAUCCAACACGAGAGGCAAAGCUCCUGGGCCUCUUAAGCAAGCCAUGCAUCCCUUUGCUCGACACCUUUCGAGACUACGAGCAGCGUCUGGUCUUAGUCUUUCCAUACAUGCCGCUGACUCUUGAGAGCCUCCGGGAGCGGGCGCCUCUCAAAGACAGCCAAAUCCGCAUCAUUUUCAAGGAUGUCUUUACUGCUUUGGCCUCUUUACAUAGCCAGGGAAUCAUUCACCGCGAUGUCAAGCCUUCGGCUAUUCUCCUUGAAUCCCCCACAGGGCCAGCCUACCUUUCCGACUUUGGAGCGUCCUGGCAUCCGACCCUGUCAGCAGCCACGGAGCCCGCAGACAACAAGAUCUUGGAUAUUGGUACCGGCCCCUACCGAGCCCCCGAAGUCUUGUUCGGGAAUCACUCGUAUGGGCCUCCUGUCGACAUGUGGGGGGCAGGCGUGAUGCUUGCCGAGUGCUGCAGAAGAGGGGCGAACAAGCACCUAUUCGAGUCACGAGCUGUGCAUGAGGACGGGAAUCAACUGGGUCUCAUUCUUAGCAUAUUCAAGACCAUUGGGUCACCUACGAGGGAGAGCUGGCCCGAGGCCGUGAGCUUUAGGACGCCUCCCUUUGACAUCUACCGCGAGUUCGAACGUCGCUCAUGGGACAAAAUUCUUCCGGAUGUAACUGAGGAUUGGAGGGAACUGAUAAGUGGCCUUGUGAAGUAUGAUAGCGGAAGAGCUACGGCGGAACAGGCACUCCGAUACCGCUGUAUGAAUGAAACGUAAUGAUUUUUUUUAUAGACAAACAAGUUGAUGGACGCGGUGGGCGGUGUUACCUCUUUCUCCAAGGGCGUAGGGUGAGUAGGAUGGAGAUAUAGGAGUUUGUUCUGGAUGGAGUUUGUGACUUCGUCUUGAGAAUCGGGUGAAAGCCUUUUGAUGUACUCUUGUCUUUGUGUUGAACUUCGACUCAGUCGAAACAAGAAGAUCACUUAAUGGCUGUAUGCGCUGUAGCCCAGAGCCAAACUUGACCCGUACCGCAGCCCGGGCAGGCUUGAUGAACUCCGCUUCCAAAACCAGAUCUUAAAUGUGGGCCGACGGCGACGAAGAUACGGCAGAGAACAUUCUGGACGAGUUUACAACGAAGAAACAAUUUCCCAAGAAAAUCGAAAUCA